Messenger RNA from Stegostoma tigrinum, 9004 nucleotides. It is a transcript of the gene scamp4, whose product is annotated as secretory carrier membrane protein 4. NCBI's taxonomy places the organism in Eukaryota, Metazoa, Chordata, Chondrichthyes, Orectolobiformes, Stegostomatidae. Gene Ontology annotation, biological process: protein transport. The record is from RefSeq and is a predicted model, not a curated record. Gene Ontology annotation, cellular component: trans-Golgi network membrane; recycling endosome membrane. The coding region runs from base 472 to 1161 and encodes 229 amino acids. The transcript has 7 exons.
GUUUCAGAUUUUCAGCAUCCACAAUAUAUUGAACUAUAAAUCAUUUUCUCCUCUUCUGGAGAGUGUGUCAAAAUGAAAAUUUAACUGCGAAAAGCCCUGGCACACUUGAAACGCACGGACGAAGGGGUUCUGAACUGGAAACAAAAAUGGAUGGAAUUAGUGCCAACAACUUUGACUACUCGCCCAUCCCCAACAACAUUACCUUAACAACCCAGCGCGUCGCAGCACUUUCCUCUCCUUCCGAAACGCCUGCACGACAAAGCCAUUGCCGCACGGCAUUCCGGGAAUUGUAGUCUAUAGCGCGGCAUUUUGUAUGAGAAAUGGUUAUAUGACUCAUCGUGGCGCGGGUACGACGCGUACGUUACUGCCGGCGUCUCGUGAGCUCGCGGUGACCGGAAGGAAGUUUAGGUGCGCUCCGCUAAUUUUGAACGACUAACGAACAGACAGUCGUGAAGACAUCCAACUGAAGACAUGACUGAAAAGACAAAUAAUUUCCCCCCACUUCCAAAGUUUAUCCCUUUGAAACCUUGCUUCUAUCAAAAUUUUGAGGAAGAGAUCCCACCAGACCACUGUCAUCUUGUCAAGAGAAUUUACCAUUUAUGGAUCUUUUACAGCAUUACCCUAGCAAUAAAUUUAAUAGGCUGUUUAGCUUGGCUGAUAGCAGGAGGUGAUGCUACCAAUUUUGGCCUGGCAAUUCUUUGGCUAGUUCUUUUCAGCCCCUGUUCAUACGUCUGCUGGCUUCGUCCAAUUUAUAAAGCAUUUAGAUCUGACAGCUCUUUUAAUUUCAUGGCGUUUUUCUUCGUAUUUGCUGCCCAGGUUGUUUUGGCAGCUUUACAAGCAAUUGGAUUCAAAGGAUGGGGAGCCUGUGGAUGGAUAGCUGCCAUAAGUUUCUUCUCAGUUAAUGUUGGUGCUGGAGUGGUAAUGCUUUUCCCUGCAAUCAUGUUCACAGCAGUAGCAAUUCUGAGUGCACUUAUUAUUUUCCGUGUACACAGAAUAUACCGAAGUGGUGGUGGAAGCUUUCAGAAGGCCCAAGAAGAAUGGAGUGCUGGCACAUGGCAAAAUCCACCACCAAAGCAAUUAGCAUUUCAAACUGUUACUGGCAAUACUCUACCCCAAUAUCCCACAGUACCAAGAUACCCCUGUCAUGAUGAGUGGUCUUAGGGUAUGAACGUUAAAGAGAAAAGUACUUUACUCACCUUUUGUGAUACCAUUUUACAUCAAAUCACAAAUUAACAUUUCCUAAUAGAAAAUGUAAAUAUCUGAUAUUGUGCUAUGUACUGAAAAGUUAAAACUUCUUUCAUUGGAACUUGCAGUACAAAAGCCUCAAAAUCAUGAGUAGUGGCAUUGGAAAAUGCUUUUCUUGCCUGCUUUCUUAUGUAUUAUGUAUACAUAAUUUUUGAUUCUGGGACUGAGAUUUGUGAUCAGUGCUCUCUGCUGUAGAAUUGGAUUUCAAAAAGAUAUUAAAUUGCAUGUGAAUACUCCCAAAUUUAGUUUGUAAUUUUAAAAGUUGAAGUAUAUUGCUUUUUUUUAAAUUUGGUCAUGACCUAGAGUUAGACUGCAUUGCUGACUCUCCAGUAAAACCUGAACAAAAUGUAAAGCAGUUGAGCUGUAACAAUGAAAAUACAGCAAGUAUUUAAGUGUCAUAAGAACGGUGCUGGAAAUAUUGAGUUGGGCAGGAAGUAUCUGAAGAGGAACUUUAAUAUUUCAGGUUGAUGCCGUUUUGUCGUAUCUGAAAUGCUAAGACUCUCCAUAGUUGCUGCUGAUGAACGGAUUAUUUACAGAAUUUUCUGUUUUUAUUUUGGAUUUCCAGCAUUGUAGUAUUUUGCUUUUGUGUAUGUGUUUGAUGUCAUAUCCCAGAAAUCAACUGAAGAUAAUUUAAAAUUUUUUGUUUUUGAUCACUGGUAAUUUCUUCAGUUUGUCUUUUAAAUGAAUGGUUUAUGCACCACUAUUGAUCUACUUUGCUAUUUGCUCUCAAGAUGUCAAAACUGUUAUCACUAGAUUCAGACUGAUUAGCCAGGAGUAAUUUUGGCAGUCGGCCUUGGGUUCUGAAUCCUUGGCAACUUCUGUUAGUGAAUCACUCCUAGCAUCUAGUGUUCUUUUCUGUAAUGGAAUUUCAUUUACAGAUUACCUCACCAAUUAGUAAAGUCCCUGCACAUUUACUUUAAUACGUCCAAGUUCCAAAAAAAAAUUAGUAUGUUUGUUUUAAUAACAGUACACAAUUAUACAUGCAUAUGUUUAUUAAACAACCAUAAUUUGGAUGUGCUUUUUCUCAGGACAGGUGCUGUAGGGGGCAACGUGCAUUUAGCCAAGAAUUUGAACAAUUUGUGAGACGAUUUAUGGAUAAACUUGAUUAUCUGUAAUGAACAUAAUUGCAGAUAUGCUUUAACGCAGUCCUGGUUCGGAGGGGUGAUGGUAAAUAACAUCUAGUUACUACUCAGAUUAUCAUAAAAUCAAAAUUAUAUUUGGAAGAUUGUUCUGGAUAUUAACAAUAAUGAAAACCAUUAUUUGAAAAUUAUGAUUUCCAGUGUGGGUAGCAGGACUGAGACAUUUAGAAACAUAGUGGCUCCUUCAUAUCUUGAAUCACACCAGUUAUGGGGCCAUUAUUUUGGCACAAAUCAUUUCUGUUAUUGUUUGCAUAAGUUUGAAGCUGACAUGCUGUUUAACAAGCCAUUCUUUCUGCCAAGUUUACUUAGCCAGUUUUUUUUAAAACUUGUGUAAUUAUCACAUUGAACUAUGAAUACUUUGGCCUUAAAGUAUGAUUUAGUGAAUAGCUGAGAAACUGUCACUGCAUUAAUUGUAAUCUGAAACAUACAGUUUUUGCCUGUGUUUGGAAAACUUACCAUAUACUUAACAUAUUUACAACGGCAGACAUACUAAAUGACAAGUGAUAUGGAUGAUUAACCAAUAUAAACUGUAGUCAUCUGAAAAAUCUUGAAAUAUUUACAUUGUUUGACAUUCUUGAUAUUGCCUGAUGUGAAAACUCCUCCCCUAAUCCUGUACUUAACUGAUGGAAACAAGCCUUCAACUUAACAAGCAUGAAGGUUUUUCAUAACACCUAAUUGAAACAAACUUCUUAUGUAAUGUUAGACAUUAGUUCUACAUAUGCAACUUUUCUUGACCACAGAAGAAAAAAACAUUCCAGGAUAUUAGUCAACUUGGUCAUGCUGACUUGGAAAUGUGAUUCAAGAUAUGAUGACUUUUACUUAUGAACUGUCAUGAAGUUAAUUAAACUUUGUCUGUGCCAUAUCAAAAACAAAUCCAAGUUGUCUCAUUCAAUGCUGGAAUAUUUUAAUCUGUAGUAUGUUUACUGUUUAUUGGAAAAUGAUAAAGAUAGUUGCAUUUUCAAAAUUAACGAGAAGAAAUUUUUGGAACUUGUUCAUCCUUUGUUGAUUAAUUCAGUUUUUACUUUGAAGGAAUUGGAUUAUUUUUGUCAAAUCAGUUGUGUUAAGGGUAUGUGGUGGGCAUUAGGAGAAACUAGAUAGGACAAGUAUCAGUAGUUCCCUGUGGCAUUGACACAAGUGCUGUUUCACAUGGAAACCAUACCUGCUAUUGACACAUCAUGGAGUAAGGUUUUACUUACCAAUUAAUUUACUUGAUCACGUUUAAUGUAGUUAUGUAAGAAAAGAAGAAAUGGACCAACAUGAUGGCAGCUACCAUAUCAAAGCUGUUUCUUUCACAUAUCUUUCAAGAUCUAUUUUGUUUGCUUGCAAUUAGAAAACAAUUAAAGGACCAAAAAAAUCCUUAUACGUACUGAACAUAUAUAAAGUAUUGAACUUUAUUUAAGUUUGCUGUGACCCUUUUCAGAAGUGUACUUACCUCUAAUGUUGCGCUGCAGCUCCCAAAAUAAGGUGUGUGCCUUUAUAGUGUUUCUAAUUAGAAAUGAUCUGUACUUUGAGAAGUUUUCAACAUUGGGGACAUUGUUGUCCAGGAAGAAAUUACCUUUGCCUUAAACACUUGGUUUUUUUUUGAUGAUGAAAUUAUCCUAAGUAUCUACACCAUUGCAAGUUGUGUUAUUAGUUGUUAUUCAGUUGUUAACUUCCAAUUAACACUGGGUCACUGAGAUUCUGUUUUCAAAUUUGGAGAAUUACAGAAACAUUAGCCUCUGAAUAUCUGUUAUCAAAUUUAUUUCUUUUGGAAGGGAGAAAGCUUAAAGAACAAACACUAAAAUAUUUUCCUGAAUAACUUCCAUUUCAUUGUUCAAUUGGAUCUAAAUAUAUAUUUGGUCAACGCGAAUAUGACUGAUCUCUUGGAUUGCUUUAAUACAUUAAUAUAGAGACUUAUGCACUUAUAAAUUUUAUCAAUGCUCAAGCAGUUGAUUAAUUGCCGUAGUUGAAAUGCAGGUAUGACAAUGAUGACGAUGUAAAAUUUAUUCAUUAAGGAUGCAUCUGAAAAUUCAGUAGACAGCACAUGGACCCUUGGAUUAUAAAAAAAAAUUCAGUUUAAAUAUUAGUUACCAUAGGCAUAUAAUAUCGCAGGUUUGCUUUCAAUGCAUGAGCUUUUCACGUACAGUUCUCCCUUAAGUCCCAAUUAAAACUUAUUUUGCUAAUUCCCAGAAAGGUUAAAAUUAGAAUUAGUUGUACAAUUAUUGGCACUUGAAUUUAUAUGUUUUAGCCUUUGAAGAUGACAUGCUAAAAUCAGCCAGUGAGCAGACGAGGACAUUUUAUGUAAAAUCUUGUCUGCAGUGAUGCUGAGUAAUGGGUGAAAGACCUGUAGGCCGUACAGUAUUUUUUAAUGGGGAAGAUUUAUCAGUUAACUCGUACUUUGUCAAGGCUGUUUGGUUGAAAUCUUAAAAUACAGGAACUGAGGAGAACUGAAGGUCAUCAGAAUGCUUGCAGUCAUAUCUCAACAUUCUAGGUUGUGGGUGAAAUCAGUUUAAUGUCCACCAUGUUUUAAGCUGUGCAAAACAUCCCUUUUUAGUUUAUUGAAGCAUCACAAAAACUCAUUUUAUUGACACUGUAAGCAACAUGCACAUUUUUUUCAAAAUUUGCCACAGUUUUGAAAAAUGUAUGAGUACUGAAACAAAAAUGAACUUUUUGCAUCGAACAAUUAUUACAAAGCAAUAGUUAUUUACAAACCUUUGUUUUGGAAUAAGCAUAUGUAUCAGGUGCAAAUUUACACAGGCUAAUUCUCUUGCAAUGGGAUUUAAAAACAAACCCAAAAGCCACCCUAUGGAAAUCAAUUGGGAAUGUAUAAAAUAGUCAUCUUAAUUUUGGAAAAUGUAAUUGAUUUGAAGUAGGUCAUCAAAUAUGAGCAGAUGAGAGGCAGAGCUGUGAACUCCAUUUCUUACUGAAACUAUUUCAACUAGCAAGAUGCACAGCGAUACUUUAUUUUUUAAAAAAUGCAAAAUAAAAUUUCUUGUCCGGUAUGCUAAUAUGAUCUUAAAAUUGAAUCAGCAGGAUUUGCAUAGUUAAUGAGACCUAGGACUUGAAGCUUGCAGUUAACUCUAGCUGUUUAUUUUAGUUAGGGCAAAACAUGCUAUUGAUGCUCAAUACUCAUAACGUGUAGAGUGAUGUGCAUUAAACAGAUGCUUUUAGUUGAUUUAUUCUGCAAGUUAUUUAUCUUUAGCUUUAAUAAUACCUUCAAAAUUAAGAUUGAAGUCCAUAACUGAUUGUUUUUGCAUAGCAUUGAAGUCCAUACAUUGUUUUGAGUUAUUUAAAUACCUAUUUUUGAUUUAUACCUGAAGUCUUUUAAUUUGACGAUAUUUUCCUACACACACUGACAUAUUCUAGAAAAGUGGUUUAUUAAAAAUAUAUCCUGCACUGCCACAAUGAUGCCACCCGAAGGUUGCAGGAACAGCAACUCAUAUUCCGCCUGGGAACCCUGCAGCCAUAUGGUAUCUAUGUGGACUUCACCAGUUUCAAAAUCUCCCCUUCCCCUACUGCAUCCCUAAACCAGCCCAGUGCAUCCCCUCCCCCCACUGCACCACACAACCAGCCCAGCUCUUCCCCCUCACCCACUGCAUCCCAAAACCAGUCCAACCUGUCUCUGCCUCCCUAACCGGUUCUUCCUCUCACCCAUCCCUUCCUCCCACCCCAAGCCGCACCCCCCGCUACCUACUAACCUCAUCCCACCUCCUUGACCUGUCCGUCUUCCCUGGACUGACCUAUCCCCUCCCUACCUCCCCACCUACACCCUCUCCACCUAUCUUCUUUACUCUCCAUCUUCGGUCCGCCUCCCCCUCUCUCCCUAUUUAUUCCAGUUCCCUCCCCACAUCCCCCUCUCUGAUGAAGGGUCUAGGCCCGAAACGUCAGCUUUUGUGCUCCUGAGAUGCUGCUUGGCCUGCUGUGUUCAUCCAGCCUCACAUUUUAUUAUCUUGGAAUCUCCAGCAUCUGCAGUUCCCAUUAUCUCUUAUUAAAAAGUCCAUUACUUUCAUUUGCAAGAAAUUUAAAUUAGAACCAAAUUUAUGAGAUUGAUUGCAUCUACUGUAAUUAGAGACUAUUUAAGCCCUUGAAAAAGAGCUGAGUGAUUUUUUUUUCUCAUAGACAUUUGUUAUGCAAUAUAGAUGCCUUGUUUCAUAUCUGGUGUGUUUAUUUGGAAAUGCAUAUACAUAUGUGUUUAUUAUUUACAUAUAGACUUACUUUUUAAAUACACAGCCAUGACUGUGAACGAAAUACCCAUUUUUCAGUCUGACAGAAGUAUUCAUUGUGGUCACUUCAGCAUUUAGUUCAAUACUCCCUGGUCUCUGUACAGCACUCUACAACUAGUGUAUUAUGAUCAUUGUGCUGCUUUACAUCCUUCUGAAUCACACAAGCUAGGACACCUUGUAAUUCCUAAAAAUCCUAUUGAUAUAUUUUGGCAAGCCAAACAAUGGGAUUCCCAGCUUGAUGAGAAUAAGUCAUACUCCAUUUUUCAAAGAGUUGCAAACACUUUGUUUCCAUGAGGUUGAGUUAUAAUGAAUGAAGGAAGGAAAAAACAUGUUUUGACAUUCCUACUUUGCAAAAAAUGCACUUUUUUAGCUGAUUGAAAGACUACAUUCUACAGCUAGCCAGAAUUUUAAGAAAUUGAAAGAAUUGAAUUAAAAAUAAUCAAGCAUUUUAAUACAUGCCGCAUGAUUAAAGCACCUGCAUGACCAAAUGUGUACUUUAGAAUACGUUCUUUGGGUGCUAUUUUUACGUUGAGGUUUUUUUUGUAUUAAACUUAAAACCUAAUUUGUUUUGAUGUGUGAAAUGUAAAAUUAUGACCUGGACUCUGAAGCAUUCAUUUUAGAAAAGUUAUCCAUAAAAUUUUCGUUUGCAUGAGAAUAUGGUAUAACACUAUCACAUUGCUCCAUUUCCUGAAGAUAUGUUAUGCUGGUUUGCUAUUUUCUGCUUUUGUAAUUAAGAGUGUAUGUUUAUUUGUGACCUUCAUAGCACAGACUAGACAGAAGUGUUGAGUAGUUCCCAGGCAAAUUUUUUUUUAACUAACUUCAGUUUGAAUGAUCUGUCCGUGUGUGUGUGUAUGUAUAUAUAUGUUCUGCUCAAAUGUCUUGGUCGUAAGAUACUAACAUAGCUCUAAUAUGUAUUACGUAUUGUGUUCAAUUUGAUUUAAAAUGCCAAACACAACAAAUAAACAAAAGGGAUUGUUGUCAAUUUGUUUGACAAGUCUUCAGAAUGUAUUUACUCGUAUAAUAUGCAGGUCUAUUUGAAGUUAAUACGUAAAUGAAAUGUGAGAAUGAAAAGUGCUUUUUUAUUCUCAACUAAUCUAGUCAUUCUUUGAUUUGUACUUUUAUUCAUUUGUCUAAUUUUAUUUUAAAUAAAUACUUCUAAAGAUUUAAAAUCAAAAUUCUCUUUGAAGCAAAUAUUGGCUCUAAUUCACUUUAACCCUAAUCCUAUUGCACUAGACAUUUCCCUCCAGUGUUUGACUUUCAUGCUAAAUAAUUGCAUAAUUUAAUCCAAGUGUUCGGAAUUGGAUGUUUAGAAAAGGCCUUGUUAAAACUACAAAGCAUGGAGAAUAAAUUUAAAUAAGAUGUUCCAUUGGCUUUUUGAAGGAUUUUUAAUCCCAAUAUAGACCAUUCAUCCUUUCAAAAUAUUUAUCAUUCCUCUUUAAAGCCACAAAGUUUUAAAAUUGCUUUUGUAGAUGUAACUUUUAAUAAGUAAUAUUUGUGCAAAAAAAAUUGAAUUCAGAUUCAUUUUCUUUUGCAAUCUUAAUGCAACAAUUGUCUACUUAAUGACUGAUUAACCCCUGAUUAUCACAGUUAAAUAUAAAACUGGAAAAAAAAUUAUCUUUGGAUACAGCAAUUGAAAUAUUGUUCAAAUUUUAUUUGAUAUGCUUCUGAUUAUUGGGUUUCCUGUUAAACAUUUCACACUUAGAAUGAAGUAAUGGAUUGAACAGGAACAAAGAAAAUUCACCAUCAUACAGCAAUCUCUAGCUAGAUAAUUGUAAAGGGAACCCAGCCUUAGACAUAACUGCUGAGGAGUCUGAUGUUGGAAAAGUUGGCUGUCUGACUUCUACCCCGCACCCCUCCUCCAUUUAACACCCUUCUUGCCUUAUUUGUGAGGAAGAUGAAACAAAAUGUUGUACAGCGAUGAGCUAAUUUCCAGAUAAUUUUGAUCAGUCUUUCAGAACUUAUGGAUUUUUGCAAAGUAGUUGAAUAUGAAUGUUUGGCUACCAAAGUGCUUUGUCUUUUGUGCAGCUGUAUACUAAACAAACUGUUCCUAUCAUUAUACUCCAGAAAGCUGAUGGUCAAUACCAAUGUGGCCUUUUAAACAUUUUAUUAAAAAAAACUAUGAACAUUUGAUAGUUGAAGCUGACAAGAGAUUGUUACAACUCCCUAAGAGGGAUUUUUUUUUCCUAUAACUGAAAGUUUUAUUCAUUUGAACAUAUCUUAAUUUCCUGUUAUGGACUUUACCUGUUUCAAGGUUUUAAUAUGUUCUGCAUGAAAUGUUAAAUGUAAAAGGUAUUGUUUCCCAUUUAAGGGAAAAUCCAUUGUUUUAAAAAGGAAACACUAAUUAUAGGCAAGACUGACAGUAUUUUGUGGUCAAAAUAAUGCGUAUUGUAAAAUUGUAAGCUUAUAAUUGCUAAUAAA